AAUUAGAAUUCCUCGGCAUUAUAUGGGUUAUAAAACAUUUUCAUACAUACCUUAGUAGAUCCAAGUUUAAAUUAAUUACAGAUCAUGCAGCAUUGAAGUAUUUAAACAAUAUGAAAGAACCAAAAGGAAAAUUAGCUCAUUGGAUUAUGACAUUACAGUCAUACAAUUUCGAAGUAGAACAUAGUUCAGGAAAUGUCUAG
This is a messenger RNA of Entrophospora candida, 200 nucleotides long. NCBI's taxonomy places the organism in Eukaryota, Fungi, Glomeromycota, Glomeromycetes, Entrophosporales, Entrophosporaceae. The record is from the annotation of a GenBank genome assembly.